Daldinia childiae is the source of this 1449-nucleotide messenger RNA. RefSeq names its product putative fasciclin domain family protein. The transcript is spliced from 2 exons. NCBI's taxonomy places the organism in Eukaryota, Fungi, Ascomycota, Sordariomycetes, Xylariales, Hypoxylaceae. The record is from RefSeq and is a predicted model, not a curated record. Gene Ontology annotation, biological process: macroautophagy. The coding region runs from base 1 to 1449 and encodes 482 amino acids. Gene Ontology annotation, cellular component: fungal-type vacuole membrane.
AUGAGAUAUUCAACUACUCUAUUGCCCCUCGCGGCCACAGCCGCCGCCUUCGUGAUACCCGAUGAAGCCACCUCUCAGCAGCUCGUCUUAGAGCCUGAGCAGCAGGCAGAGAAGCCCGUAUCAUCAUCAUGGUGGGACCGCACCCACAACCUCAACGACUUCCUCUCGUCUGCAGAGAGCACUUUCGAGACUGCCCUCGAUGCUCUCGAGAAGCAGGCCAGCAAGCUGAGCAGCUCGCUCCCCAAAGUGGAGUUCGAAGUCGGAUCCGAGAUUACCAAUUUCCUCGCCCCGUCCGACUACGCCGUCCCGGGGCACGGACAUUGGCAUGUCACAAAUCUGACAGUGUAUCAAUCCAUUAAGGCGUCGAACUACAGCAAGAAGUUCGCGGCUCUGGUUGAUGAACACCCGGAUAUAGUUAAGAAGCUGAACAGCACUUCGGCUAACAUCACCGCCUUCAUCCCCACUGAUCACGCUUUCGAAAAGAUCCCCCACGAUGACAAGGAUCAUAAGCCGCCUAAGGAGUUCCUCGAGAAGUUGAUCAAGUACCACGUUGUUCCCGACUUCUACCCCGCUGGUCGCGUGCUCGCUCACCACACCCUACCGACUGCCUUGGAAGAGGAAUCGCUCGGUGGCCGCCCUCAGCGACUACGGGUUAGUGUCGGGUUAUUCGGCGUCAAGCUGAACUUCUUCAGCAAGAUCGUCUACGCAAACUUGCACACAUCCAACGGCGUCCUCCACGGCGUUGACAACAUCCUCGUCCCGCCACCCCCAGCCAAGACAUUAAUCUCUCUCUUCCCAACCAAAUUCUCCACUCUCGAGCUCGCCGCCGAGAAGACAGGGCUCAAGCGUCACGGCGACUCCCACCACGAGCUGACCGGCCUAACCGUCUUCGCACCCACCAACACGGCCUUCCAGCGUCUCGGCCCCGGCGCCAACGCCUUCCUGUUCAAUACCGAGAAGGGCCUGCAUUACCUGCGCGCGCUUCUCGCGUACCACAUCGUAGCCAACGAGACGCUAUACUCGGACGCGUAUUACGGACCUAAGGCCGCGGGCUUCGCGCCGAGUCUGGAUUUAGCGUAUAACGCCGACGCUGACACAGCCGAAGAGGAAGACGGCGCUGAGACGAAGGGCGCUAAGCACUACCAUCUUGACCUCCCGACCCUGCUUGAUGACGCGCAUCUUGCGGUGGAUAUCUCGCGCUGGUUUGGGUUCAUUACUAUUAAAGUUAACGGACACGUCGAUGUCGCGAUCCAAGAUGGUCUUGCCCGCAAUGGGGUGUUGCAGGUUGUUGAUCACAUCUUGAUUCCGCCGCACAAUCACAAGGGUGCCUGGAAUGGAGAGGUCGAGGGUGAGAUUAGUGUUGAGGAGUUGGUUGAGAGGUUGGAGCCUUUUAUUAAGAAGGAUAUUGGCAAGGGUGAGACUGGAGAGGAGGGUAUUGGUGAGUUGUAA